Messenger RNA from Volvox carteri f. nagariensis, 1800 nucleotides. RefSeq lists its product as uncharacterized. The transcript has 9 exons. The record is from RefSeq and is a predicted model, not a curated record. Lineage: Eukaryota; Viridiplantae; Chlorophyta; Chlorophyceae; Chlamydomonadales; Volvocaceae. Bases 1 to 1800 code for a protein of 599 amino acids.
AUGUCAGCAGUAAAAGCCUUGGAAGCGAGGAAGAGGUUGCAGCACGGCAGCGUGGAAAUCCUUGGGGAACUGCUGCCCGUCCGCUUCUUCCACGACCUGAAAUCUGGGCCAGGCGGUCAGAGGGACGGGGACACCCGCGGAGAUUGCCGUGACGGUUUGGGCGCGGAUUACAUCGCUUCCAUGGAAUGCUUGGCAGCAGAUCAAAAGAGGGAGCUAGAAAAGGUUCGCGAGGAGAAGCGUGACAUGGAGCGGUGCCUAGCCCGCGCCGAGGUAGCUGCCCAGGAGCGGGCCCCGGGCCCUGUUCUGGACUUUAGCGUAUCCGAGGUUGCUGACCUGCCACCCCGGCUGCGGGCGCUGGUUGAAGACAACCGGGGUCUUCGGGAGUUAGUUAAGCGGUACAAGUUCCGUACUGCCUCUCUGGAGCACCAGGUCGGUCAGUUGCAGUCCCAGGUCCUGGCGCUCACCGACGCCAACGAGAGACUGAAACAAUCACUGGCGGAAUGUUCCCGUACUCCCGCUGAGGUGGACCGCGAGGAGACCCUGCGGAGGCAGCUGGAGCUGAAGAUCCGCCACGUCGAGAAUUUGGAUCAUGGUAUGAGUGUACUGCGAGCCAAAAUGGAAACGGAUUCUAAGCUCUAUCGACAGAACCUGGCCUCUGCGGCUCGAGAAAAGGACGCACUUAAGCGCCAACUGGUGGCCACAAACAAAACCCUAGAAGACCGGGACAAAGAGGUCAGCGGCGACGAGGACGCCGGCGGCACGGCGGCGGCAGCCGCCGGCGCCGCCGCCGCGUCAGCGGCGGCGGCUGCGCCGCCGCCGGAGGCGGCGGCAUUGACGGCACCGGCGUCGAAGCCAUCUCUUCCGCCUCCCGACGGCGUUGAAGAGCGCAUCCGCAUCAUGUUGUUGAUUGUUCGUGAUGAGGUGCGAGUGGAGGUGCCGGUGCCUAUGUUGGUGGACACACCCGCAACACCGCUGGCGGGCAGUCCUCGAGGCUGUACGGAUGCGGCGGAGGAGAGGCCCUGGGAGGGGCCGGACGAGGAGCCGCAGCCAUCGACGGAAGGCCGAGUCGAGAUCGCGCCACAAGUCGACCCGGAACCCGCUCCUCAGCUGUCGGCUCCGGAACCCGUUACCAAAUCCGCUCCGGAACCGGUUCCGGAGCCUGUGGCUCCCGAGCCAGCUCCGGAACCGGAGCCACCGGCGGCGGCAGCGGCGGAGGUGGAGCUGCAGGCUCCGGAACCACUGGGCGAGGAAGCCUCGGCCAUAGAGCUGGCGCCUGGUGGUACGACGACAAUCGACGGGGGUUAUGAGCCGAGCGUUGUGGGGCUACUGGAGGAAGGCGCCCUGCUCGCGGAGGCGUCGGUGGGGAGCCCGGAGGUGCUGGCGGCUCUCGAAGACGGCGACGCCGCGGCGGCGGAGGCAGAUGCGACUGAUGCGGCGGAGGCGCCGCCCCUGGAUGCCGCCGGGAACGGCAGCGGCGGAGCGAUGCACGUCCACGCAUCGCCGCCGCUGCCGGUUCCGUACUCCCGUACAGCGGCACGGGCGCUGGCGGCCAAAGUGGGUGGCAUUAGCGCGAAGAUCUCUGCGGGGCCUCACGGGCCGGCCGCCGCCGGCGCGGCCGCCGCCGGCGCCGCCGCCGCGGCCCCGGUACCGACGGGCCCUGUCCGCAAGCACAGCGGCGGCGGAGCCGCCGCCGCCGGCGCCGGCGCCGCUGCCGCCGCCGGGGCCCCUGUCGGUGCGGGCGCCGUUGGUGUCCGCGGCGGGUCCAGUCAGAAAGCAGUCGGUGCGGCUUCGAAGCGGUAG